Messenger RNA from Aureobasidium vineae, 657 nucleotides. NCBI's taxonomy places the organism in Eukaryota, Fungi, Ascomycota, Dothideomycetes, Dothideales, Saccotheciaceae. The record is from the annotation of a GenBank genome assembly.
AUGGUCGUCCAACUUUCCUACCGCAAAUCCCUCCGCUGGGUCCCAGGCGAACCCUCAGAACCGACUUCAACUCUAGUCCUCGAUGUCGGCGACUUUUUCGUCGACCUCCGCAUCCUCAAAGCCACUGGAAACAUCGACUGGGCAAUGGCCGGCAAACGCACAAUUCUUUCUUCAUCACCACGUAAUGAANNAUGCCAAUGGACCAAAGAAAUCUGCUCCCAAAACACCGAAGCCCAUGAUGAUGUUGGAGAAUUUGAAGAUAUGCCCAAUGGCGAUGCAUUAGAGAAAGGAAGUAUGCCAAACCCAGACAACAAUGAUGAGAUUCAAGCAUACGAGGAAGUGUGGGGGAACCUCGAUAUUGGCUCUUCAGAUGAGCCAAGCUGGAUAUUGAGAAGUAAGGAUGGCAAUGGGAUUACGUUUGUGGGUAAAGUUGGGGAUUGGUUUCAGGUGUUGAGGAAGAAGCAAGAUGGACAAUUUUCGGUGUUGAGGGAGGAGAAGGUAAAGGGAGAAUGGGUGCAGAGGUAUGCGGUUGGUGAAAAGUUGCCUUCGAUGCAGGGAUUGGGAGAAAAGGUGUUUAACCCACAAAACUGGAAACAAGAUACCGAUGUCAAAGUCGAUGGUGUGACAUAUACAGUCUAUGCUCUCGGAAAGGCCUAA